CUUACUUACCUACGCACGCUACGUCAAAGGCUCGAGGGUUGUCUUCGUCUGCGGCCGAGAGCGAUCAAUCCCCGACCUUUAUCCUGUCUUUUUUAUCCGUUUUAUUUAGACAUGCCCUUCACCAGGCGAACCGACCUCUGUCCUUGACACACUCCCCCACUUCGCUCACGAUGGCAGACGCUCUCUGCGGGCCAUCGAACCCGCUUCAGAACCUGCAAAAACACACCCAGGUAGAUCGGACGCUGCAGCAAGACCGUCUUAUUGGCAACAGACAGUCGCCUAGCCAGGGCUUCCGCACCGUCGACCCUCGAGCCGGAUCCCUCGACGCCGACUUUCACGCCUUUGAGACCUCCACGCCGCACCCUUUCCAGUUCCAGCAGCCUGAACUAUUUCACCCUCAGAGCCAUGGCCCUUCUGCUCCGGCAGGGUGGGCUGCCGACUUUCAACGGCUAUCCAUAUCCCAGCAGCAGCCUGUGCCGGCGGGGCAGUUUCGCACUGAGGCGCCGCUGAUCAAGUCCACUACGCUCGGCGGAUGGCAAAAUGAAUUCAUGCGGCAGCGGUCGGGGGCCGGCACACCAGUUGCGCAGGGGAAGCAAGCAGUACGGGAUAGUCCACAAUUGAGCAAUGGCGGCAUUUUCCAACAGUCCAUGAUGGACUAUUCCCAGCCCAUGUACCAGUCAUACUCUGGCGGGUUCCAGCAAGAGCCACAGAUGCAGCAGUCAACAAUGAUGUCUAUGGAGCAACAUGUCCAAAUCUCCGACGUGGAUUUCGAAGCCGCUUUCGCGGACGCAUUCGCUCACGCUCAAGAGAUGGACCAGCAACGCGCGCUGUCUUCAGAUCCUGAUGCCAUGAUCUCUGAGACGGGCAUGCCACGACCUGAUGAGGGAGAAACCGUGCGCAUAGGCAGCGACGCCAUUGCUUACCGCGAGAAAGUGGAACGGACGGCAGAACAAGACACGCGCGAUGCUGACGAACUAGCCCGCACCGCAGGCCAACUCCUCACCAGCGUCUCACACGACAAUAGCGAAAAGUUCCAAAACAGCCAGUUUCUGCAGCUCAUGCGGAAAAUCCGGGACCGAGAGGUCGAGGUACAAGGUGACGAACUACAAGAAACCGGCAGAUCGACGUCCAUCUCGACGCCGGCACCGGCACAAGAAAAUCGACAGGCACCCGCCGAGGGUGCCACGAAUCAGCAGUCGUCGCAUUUUGAGUUCCCCGACAUGGACGCCGUUUAUGCGCCCACCAACACGAGUGAUGCGUGGGCAGACUCGGAGCUGGACCAGAAUGCGCAGCACCGCUACGCCGGGUCGUGGGACUACCCCCCCGCAAGCGCGCCGCAGUGGAAAAAUGCGCCCGAGGUGACGGCGCACGACCCCCAGGUCCUCCAACGGUCACCUUACACGACGUACGGGUUCGAUGACGACCAGUAUCCCGCGCACCCGCAACCGCAGUCGCAGUUCGAGGCGCUCCACCCGGGCGGGAAGUACUACCCAGACCAGUCCCCGCGCCUGCAGCGCGCAGCCAUGGACGCCGCAGGAGAAGGCGAGAUGAUGAGCGGCGCCGUCCAACCUCCUCCCGUCGAAGGAGGAAAUGGCGAGCACGGCAGUGCGCAGCAGGAUGGCGCCACUCUUGAGAAGCGUAUCUCUGCGAGCGACUUUGACUACUUGGACUCCACCUGGUUCAAUUUCCACCGGUAACUGAAUUGCCUGCGAUGAGAAAAGAGCUCCUCCAGGAUGCAAAGGGACGUUGUCUCGUCGGUAGUCUGCGACUCCCUCCACAGCAUCAUAAGGAUACCAACCGAGCUGUUGGCUUGGACUAGACGUGCGCCGCGGAUUCGCAACGGGUGUCGGUGUCCAGGAUUCCAUGACGUGCAUGGGGACGGGCUUGUACAGAUAGAUAAUGCCUUGGUCGGGAGUGUGUGUGUGUUUCAGGGAGAGGUUAUUAUUCGGUCGGUCCCCUAAUACCUCAUCGUUACCUAUACUCCGCUGGCUUCCGGGCCAUUCAUUCGUGUCCCCUCAGCCUGCCACUACUGGAAGUCGAGGCUUGGAAUUCACAGACGAGCUGGAUGAGAACGACAUGCCGCAGCAGGCGGAAUUGCAUAAAGACACUCUGUCGUCAUCUCAUUCCAUUUCAUCCAUCCAUCCCCUAACUUCUCCACUCGUCCUGUGAAUGUAUAAGUCUGCUCGACGUGUCUAUAUACCCAAUCAAUCAUGUCCCCGUCGAGGAUACUUUCGCAAUACCCAGGAGCAUCGAGCCAAUAACAAAACGCCCCCGGUCUCAUCGCUUCCAUCCACAAUGUAUGUACAUCGGGGCCAGCGGCUCUCCAUGUACAUCUCUUGUCCAAACCAAAAACGAUACCAAAGAUGUUGAAUUCAACUUCAGCCGCCCAUAGCAGCCGCCGCCGCCGCACCAGCAUCUCCCUCCGAUAUAACCCAAAGCAACGACCAGUUCAAGACGGCAAUGCUCGCCAUAACCCACCAAACGGCCCCUACACAAUUUCCCCCUAAUCCCAGGCCCAAUCCCCAUCCUCCAAGGGUAGGCCCCAGAGUUCUUGCCCCAGAAGAGACACUCUGCGCAAAGCCAUGGAUUGUGCCCAACACGCUCGGAUGCGGGGUACAAUUGUUGAUAAGAAUCGUCGAGCCCGGCAGAGCGAAUGUCCGGGCUAUGACUUGGAAAGCCAAGACAACGGUGAGACUGGGCCAGACCAAGUAUGCUUUGUUCGGGAGGAGGGCCAGAUAUGGCAUGAUGGCGUAUGCGAGGACAGAAAAGGGGAGGAACCAUCGGUAACUCGGUAAGGUGCCGAGUUUCGAGUUGAGGGACGGGUAGAGGAGAAUCUGGAGAGGGAAACCGAUGAUGCCGAUGAUGGCGGUGGCGAGGCCGACGCGGUCGGAACUGAGCCCGAGGCCACCGGUGAAGAGAAAUGGUAAUCUUGCAUGGGCGUUGUUCGACCGGGG
Messenger RNA from Cladophialophora immunda, 2954 nucleotides. RefSeq lists its product as uncharacterized. Bases 171 to 1697 code for a protein of 508 amino acids. Lineage: Eukaryota; Fungi; Ascomycota; Eurotiomycetes; Chaetothyriales; Herpotrichiellaceae. Gene Ontology annotation, biological process: protein import into peroxisome matrix, docking. Gene Ontology annotation, cellular component: peroxisomal membrane; cytosol. The transcript has 2 exons. The record is from RefSeq and is a predicted model, not a curated record.